GAGCAUGCGCAAGUGAUAUAGCGCGCAUGCUCGAGAGUACGGGCAGGUUUGCUGAUGGCGAGGACUAGGUUCUCCCGCUCCCGCCGCUGCUGCUGGAGCAACCUCUGAACAUCUCUGUUCACGCUCCCGAGUUAUUAAUAAAGUUAUCGUUAAACAUUUUUUUAAAAAGUGAGACAGCCUGUCUAGACUAGUGUGUUGGGAGGCGCUGGCGGUGGCGACGACGGCAGCGGCGGUGGUUGCGCCGCGACCGCAACUGAGAGGAGCUAGUUCCGCUGGGGCGGGCUUGGAGCAGUUGUAUUUCAGUUCAAUUCAACAGACAUUAUUAAGCACCAACUAUUUGCAAGGCACUGUGGUAGGUGCUGAGGAGAUAAAGACAAAGGAUGAAACAGUCCCUGCCCUCAAGGAGCCUUCAUUGUACUGAGGGUACACAACAUAUACACAAAUUUGAGAGAAAAAAUCUAAAUAUCUGAAAUUAGUGUUGAUUCAAAAAUUUAUCUUCAAUUCAAAAUGUUGGAAGAGGAUGUGGAAGUGGCCAUCAAGGUGGUGGUUGUUGGUAAUGGAGCUGUUGGGAAAUCAAGUAUGAUUCAACGAUAUUGCAAAGGCAUUUUUACAAAAGACUACAAGAAAACAAUUGGAGUUGAUUUUUUGGAAAGACAGAUCCAAGUUAAUGACGAAGAUGUCAGGCUAAUGUUAUGGGAUACAGCGGGUCAAGAAGAGUUUGAUGCAAUAACAAAGGCUUACUACCGAGGAGCCCAAGCUUGUGUACUUGUGUUUUCUACUAUAGACAGGGAAUCUUUUGAAGCAAUUUCCAGUUGGAGAGAGAAAGUAGUAACUGAAGUUGGAGAUAUCCCAACAGUACUUGUACAGAACAAGAUUGACCUCUUGGAUGAUUCUUGUAUAAAGAAUGAAGAAGCUGAGGCAUUGGCAAAAAGGUUAAAGUUGAGAUUCUACAGAGCUUCAGUGAAAGAGGACCUAAAUGUAACUGAAGUUUUUAAAUAUUUAGCAGAAAAAUAUCUUCAGAAACUCAAACAACAAAUAGCCGAAGACCCAGAAUUAAUGCAUACAAGUAGUAACAAGAUUGGUGUCUUUAACACAGCUGGUGGAAGUCACUCUGGCCAGAACUCUAGCACGCUUAAUGGUGGAGAUGUCAUCAAUCUUAGACCUAACAAACAGAGAACCAAGAAAAACAGAAGCCCCUUUAGCGGCUGCAGUAUACCCUAAAGCCAUUUUGAGGGGUAGAGGGAGAGGCACUAAUUGAUAGAAAUUGAGUAAAGCUGUACAAUUAGCAGCCUCUGCACCAACUGGAUCUCUGAUAGAUGGUGGACUUAAAUAUCGCUGUGGCAUUGUUCUUUAGAGUGUACAGGGAGACCUCUGGUGGCAUAAUUAGAAUCACUGCUACUCCUGUGCAAUCAUUUUAAUUUUUUUAUAUACACACACAUAUAUAAUUAAACGAAGCUUUUCCUGUUUUGAAGGAACAUUUUAAAGACAUGAAAAACAGGUUUUGCUGAAUCUUCAAAGAUACAAAAAACACAAACCUAAUGCAUAAACUUUGGUACAGAUCUUCAUAUUAAGUAUGGACUGAGUGAGGCAGCAUAUUCUUUUAAUGUAAUUGAUCAUUCAGCCGUUAGGGAAAAGUCAUAUUGGAUCUUGAACACCUAUGAUAAAAAUAAUAUUGGGGAGCAAAUUUUCAAUCUUGCCCAUACAGAAUUAGUGUAUUGGCAACUUUACUUGUGCAAUAUCUGUAUAAUAUGUGAAUGCUAUCAGAGGUAUGCAUGUAGAUAUGUGGUACUAGAGUUAAGCUGAAUGUAAGUCCAGUAUUUAACUAAGGACACUAAGUUUCUGACCAACAUACAUAAAAUACUACUACUACAAACAUACACACUUUAAACUCUUCAUUUCAAGUGAGAAAUUCCAAGCCUGUACUUUGCAAGGUGAAAUCUAUUCUUCCUAUACUUAGGUUUAAAAAGUUCAUUGUGCCAAAAAAAUUGGGGUGUGUUUAUACAUGCACACAUGUAUGCAACACACGCACAUAUGCACACACAUACACAUAUAUAUUUUCUUGAGUGGAAAGCUUCAACUAUCUUAUUUUUUACUGAUUCAUAAUGUCUUUUAAAAACAGUUCCAGUCUAACAAAUUGAUUUUUUUUAAAGAGCACAUAACUUCAACAAUACUGAAUUUAUUUCAGGCUAAUAUUGGCUUUAAAAAAAAAUAUAUGAAAUACAUUUUUUCACCUUGUCAUCUGUAAGAGUGAUGUCUUUGUACAUCACAGGUUGGCAGAGAAUCUAUUAAGAUUCAUACAAGUCUGCAGAUAUCCAUGAUUCUAUGAAGUGAUAUGCUACGUCUAGCAUAUUUAACUGCUGACUGAGAACCAAAAUGAAAACUUUGAAUUUGUGAACUUAAGUAAUUCCUCAGCUAUAAAAAAUGUAAUUCCACAAAUUAGGUCUUUUACAGGUUUUUUUUAAUGACAAACAUCUCCAAAGCAUCUCUUUAUACAGUUUGUAAGAUAUUUUAAGCUUAUCCCUUAAGAAUUUUCAUUAUAAAAUCUCAAAUUUAUAUAGCACCUUUCUUCUGAAGAGUUCCACUGGCAGAAAUGCAAACAUAAUUUCCUUUAAGAAAUAUUUUAAUAUUGUGUAAACAGUUAAGUGCCAGAGUAUACAAAUCUUGACUAGAGACUAUUUACUUACUGUAUACGUUCUAUUAAUAUUUGUCAUUAUAACUGAAUGAUAAAUAUUAACAGGCUUGUUUACUUUCUCUACCAUUUUAACAUAGCCAAAAGCAAUAGGAUUCUAUAGUGGUAUUGGGAACGGUUUCUUGAAAAAUUUAAAUGUCAUGAAAUCAUUUUGCAUUUUCUUGUACUUAGUAUUUUUUUUUAAAGAACUUACUACCCCAGAUUUUCAUAUGACAUGUUUCAUGUUUUGAAGCAACAUGGUAUGUUGAAUAGCAGACUAACGUUGAGUCUGGAAGGUUCAGGUCCUCUCUGCCACAAUGCGACCCUCAGCAAAUCAUUUAAACUCCCAGAUAGUUCUCUAAGACCAUAAGUUCAAGAACAAUGACAGAUUUGUUUUGAUAGAGGGUCUUUGUUGGCUGGCAGUUCCCUAAACUGGUGGUGUCAAACUCUACCUGCUCCAUUCAAGGGUGGGGCUUGCUCAUACCAGAUUAAAAUGUAGUUGGGAUAUUUAGCAAAAUAAGUAAAAACACAAUGUUAAUUUGUGGUUUUCUAAGUCAGUGUGCAGCCAGCAGGGACCCUUUUCUAUUAAGAGUUUGAUAUGUCUGUCCUAAACCAAUGAAAUCCUAGCCAAAUGGUUAUUUGCUUUACAAACACUAAAAUAAUCUGGAAUUAUAUCUAUUAUUGUAGUAAUAUAAAAUACUCAUGACUGUAGUUGUCAAUAAUAGAUAGCCCAUUGCUGGCAGAGGGACAUGGGUUGAAGGAAACCUCAGUCCCCAACAUUAAACAUUUCUUAUUUGCUACAGUGUUUUGUCUUUGCUUAUAUUAUUUCUUAGAUUAGUCUUUUAAAAUUUUUUGCGGGAAAUAAUCCCAUUUUAAUUCAUCAUAUAUAUAUAUAUAUAUACACACACAUAUGUGUGAAAACAUUGAAUUUCUGUCUCAGAUACAAUUGGAUAUAUAUUUUAUUUUUUACUGUUAUAUUAAAAAAAUGCACAUAUGAUGAGGAUCCAUUCCAGUUUGUCCUUAGACUUUUUGUAAUAGGAUUUUAUGUAUUUUCUUUUUUCCUUUUUACAAAAACAGAACCUUCAUUACACAUUUAAGAGUUGUAAUUUGUACAACUGUACUUUUGUCUUCAUUACUUCAAAAUGUAAUUUGGCUUCAAUUUUGUAGAGGAUAAAAACUGCUUCAAUCAGAUUAUGAAGAUAUUUUCCAGUUUGAGCUUAAAAAUCUUUGACAUGUAUUGUUUUCUUUGAAUAAGUUAAUUCUUUUAAAACUUCGAAUUAAAGCACAGAUAAUAGAUAAAACAGCCCUUUCAGGCUCCAGGUUAUUGUACAUUUGUGCUGCUAAUCUAAUUUUCAAAUUAAAAUGAAUAAUUCUUAGUGUGCUGACAUACAGCUGUGGAAAAUUUGCCAUAUUUGAGGGUUCCUCAGGUACUCAUUUUCCUUGUCACAAAUAGUCUGUCUACUGGUUAAAUAGCAUAUAGAAUGGCCUGUGUGGGGCAAUAUAAUUUCAAGUGAAGCCUCAUUCAAAUGGACUAUUUUUUAUCUGCUCCCAAGUUUAAUGUACGUUUGUAUUUUGGCAAACCUAAAAUACAAAGUAACAAAAAGAAGGUGAGUGAUAUUCCAUGUUUAUGGGAUGAAAAAAUUUGGUUGUCUUUCAAAAGCUAGGCAAUUUAGUGUUCAAAACGAAAUUUCUCAUUAAUAUACUAUGUUGUGCCUAUGAAUUUUAGGAAUCAUGAUCUUUUUAAGAUCUCAAAAUAGUAAAUUGGCCUUAGGAGUUAAUUCUCCCACUUAAAAGUGUUGUACUACUUAAAAUUAACAUUUCAUUGUAUAACAAUAAUACCAUUGAUUGUUGGUCUCAGUUGAUUCUGAACCUCUUAAAUAGUUAUUGUUUACUUGCUGAAAAUGCUGCCAUUGAUAAUGACAUUAGGAUAUCCAUUUUCUCUGAAAAUAAAGUGGACUUAUGGGUAAAAAUAUUCAAAAUCAUUAUGACGCACUGCAUAAUGGUCUAAUGAAUACAUAGAUCAGAUUCCAUUAAAUUGUUGAACUAAAUACCAUUUGCACUGGAGAAUAUGAUGUUGGCAUUUGAAUUUUUAUUUUCAAAACUCUUAAGCCUGUUAUAUAUUUGAAUAAUCCAUCAGUAAUAUUUUUUUAGUCAUUAAACUCCAGUCAACAUUACUGAGAAAUUUGGCUAUCCCUUUUCAUCUUGAGAGAAGGGUAGUGGGAUAUUGAUUAGUGGUCAUUUAAAAUUAAGUACUAUCAGUACUAAAAGGAAAAUUGAGCCCCUUUAAUUUGAUGUUUGAACAUGAUAUUGUGUAUUUGAAUGCAAAUACUAUUGUAUGUAACUGCUGGAUUACUAUUAUAACCUCAAAAUUAAUUUGAAGUGUAUUACGUGAGAUAAUUUCAUAACAGAUCCCAAAGUAAAAAUAAAUCAGUUUUAAAAUUUAA
Monodelphis domestica (gray short-tailed opossum) is the source of this 5112-nucleotide messenger RNA. It is a transcript of the gene RAB23, whose product is annotated as RAB23, member RAS oncogene family. Gene Ontology annotation, molecular function: GTPase activity; GTP binding. The record is from RefSeq and is a predicted model, not a curated record. Lineage: Eukaryota; Metazoa; Chordata; Mammalia; Didelphimorphia; Didelphidae.